Molecule: messenger RNA, 558 nt
Organism: Salvia hispanica
Lineage: Eukaryota; Viridiplantae; Streptophyta; Magnoliopsida; Lamiales; Lamiaceae
Source: RefSeq, a predicted model, not a curated record
AUGGAAGAAUCGCUAGAAGAAGAUCGAUGUGGGGAUGAGGAAGCCGCCGCGCCUCCUCAAAGGCGACCUCGGACUUACAUCCAUCGUAACCGGGAGGAAGCCACCGCAAGGUUGGAACGUGAUUACUUCAGUCGGAACCCGGUAUGGGGAGAUAUCUACUUCCGUCUUCGUUUCCGUAUGUCACACGCGCUAUUUUUGCAUAUCGCGAAUACAUUGGCGGCACGGGAAAAGUACUUCAGAGAAGGGUUCGACGCUAUUGGCCGUCCUAGCCACACGACGCUCCAGAAAUGUACUGCAGCGAUCCGUCAUAUUGCUACUGGACAAACGGCGGAUUCGUUCGACGAAUACCUGCACGUCGGAGAAUUCAAUAGGAGACUUUGUUUGCUGAAAUUCUGCAAAGGCGUUCGGGCAGCCUUCACCGAUGAAUUUCUGAAGAAGCCAACCACCGCAGAUUGUAAGUUUCUGCUCCAACUUCACGAACAAGCACACGGAUUCCACAGGAUGCUCGGGAGAGUCGAUUGCAUGCAUUGGCAAUUGAAGAAUUGCCCUGUGGCGUGA